Molecule: messenger RNA, 797 nt
Organism: Prosopis cineraria
Lineage: Eukaryota; Viridiplantae; Streptophyta; Magnoliopsida; Fabales; Fabaceae
Exons: 4
Coding region: 100-525 (141 amino acids)
Source: RefSeq, a predicted model, not a curated record
UAUCUUCCAAUAUAUAUAGCACCGAAGGACAAGGGCACAGUAAGACGAGUGUGAUAUCCGGAGACAGACACUGAGGGAUAGAGAAUUUGAGCAACAAGAAUGGGUUCUCUUAUGUCAGGAUGGGACUCUCCCACCUUAGAUCCAAAAUCAGCAAAACUUGAGAGGAACAAGUCUCUCACUAAAGAAGAAAUAGAUGCUUUCUGGAGAUCACGGAAGCAGAUAGAGGAGGAACACCUCAAAGCUAUUUCUAGAACGUCAGAAAAUAAUGAGGCCAGCAAACACCAGGAAUCUGAGAAGUCAAGCAGCGUGGACUUGGCUCGCAUGAAAGAGUUCAUGGGUGGGGAUACUAGCAAUAGCUGGGAGCAGCUGAUGAAGAAAAAUUGCUGGUGGACUAAGAGUAGCUGGGCAUUUCUUAACGAACCUCCGGUAAUGGAAGCUGCUGCUAACAAGUACGCGGCGCAGUUUCACGUGGCCGAUUUGGCAUCUUCUAAAAUGAACUCCGGAGACGGAAUUAGUGCUGCUUGAUAGAAUACGAGUUUUCUCUUUGCCCUGUAAAUAUUUGCUUAUGCUCGGUAUGUGCGUGCAUGUUUUUCAACUUAUGGAGUAUAUAUACAUCAAGCUGGGAUCUUCUCCGCUUGUGGAGAGAUCUUGAGAUAGAAAGAGUGUGUAAGGAGAUCAUUUGAUGAGUCUCUCUGUGCUUUUCUCUUCUUUUUCUUUUUUCUUUUUAAUUAUAUCGAAAGGAUUCAUAUUAUAUACUGCCUAUGUAUAUACUCAACUUGCUGUCCAGAGCGCCUUGA